CGUGGCUCUGACGCAGCCCGGGGGCGGGGCAUGCGGCGGGAGCGGCGGCGCGCGCCAUGGGGCCGGGGGAGCCCGACCUGUACCGGGACACGUGGGUCCGAUACCUGGGUUAUGCCAACGAGGUGGGCGAGUCCUUCCGCCCACUGGUGCCAGUGCCGGUGGUGUGGGCCAGCUACGGCGUGGCCACCGCCUACGUGACCGCCGACGCCAUCGACAAGGGUCGGAAAGCCUCCACCGUGAGUGCCACCCCCUCCUCACCCCCCAGCCUCUCCCUCCCUGCCCUUCCACCGACCCCUGUGUCCCCCCAGGCCCACGCACAGGACCCCACCCGCGUGGGGGUGGCCGUGGUGGACACCUUCGUGUGGCAGAGCCUGGCCUCGGUGGCCAUCCCCGGCUUCACCAUCAACCGGCUCUGCGCCGCCUCGCUGGCCCUGCUGGGGUCCCUGACCCGCUGGCCUCUGCCCGUGCGCCGCUGGACCACCACUGCCCUGGGGCUGGCUGCCAUCCCCCUCAUCAUCACCCCCAUCGACAGGACCGUGGAUUUCCUGAUGGAUUCCAGCCUCCGCAAGCUUUACAGGACACCAGGAGAGCCCCCGACGUCCCACUGAGCACCACCCUGCACGCUCUGGGGAAACUGAGGCAUGCUGCUGUGACCCACCUACUGUGACCCCUCACUCUGGUGACCCCCAGAGUGGCCACCCUGCCCCACACUGGUCCUAAUAAACCAUUUCAAACGUGA
Messenger RNA from Lonchura striata (white-rumped munia), 739 nucleotides. It is a transcript of the gene MTFP1, whose product is annotated as mitochondrial fission process 1. NCBI's taxonomy places the organism in Eukaryota, Metazoa, Chordata, Aves, Passeriformes, Estrildidae. Gene Ontology annotation, biological process: mitochondrial fission. Gene Ontology annotation, cellular component: mitochondrion. The record is from RefSeq and is a predicted model, not a curated record.